This is a messenger RNA of Synchiropus splendidus (mandarinfish), 2623 nucleotides long. It is a transcript of the gene parn, whose product is annotated as poly(A)-specific ribonuclease (deadenylation nuclease). NCBI's taxonomy places the organism in Eukaryota, Metazoa, Chordata, Actinopteri, Syngnathiformes, Callionymidae. Gene Ontology annotation, biological process: nuclear-transcribed mRNA poly(A) tail shortening. Bases 71 to 2080 code for a protein of 669 amino acids. The record is from RefSeq and is a predicted model, not a curated record. Gene Ontology annotation, molecular function: metal ion binding; RNA binding; poly(A)-specific ribonuclease activity. Gene Ontology annotation, cellular component: cytoplasm; nucleus. The transcript has 26 exons.
UUUGAGCCCUUAAAAGCCAGAUGACGUCCCGCUAGCAUUAGCUGUCAGCCGGUGCACUCGCUGUGGAGCCAUGGAGGUGACGCGUACAAAUUUUAAAGAAUGUUUAAAUACAGUGUACGCUGCCAUAGAAGAGGCUGACUUCCUAGCCAUCGAUGGGGAAUUUUCAGGGAUAAGUGAUGGUCCGAAUGUUAGUGCACUCACCAACGGACUGGACACGCCAGAGGAGAGGUACACAAAGCUUAAAAAGCACUCCAUGGACUUUCUGUUGUUCCAGUUUGGCUUGUGUACUUUCAAAUACGACCAGAAAGAGUCCAAGUAUGUCACAAAGACUUUUAACUUUUACAUAUUCCCAAAGCCAUUCAACAGAACGUCCCCUGACAUAAAAUUCAUCUGUCAAAGUUCCAGCAUUGAUUUCCUUGCAAGCCAAGGGUUUGACUUCAACAAGGUGUUCUGUCAUGGAAUCCCUUACCUGAAUCAGGAGGAGGAGGCUCAGCUCAGGGAGCAGGCGGAGGAGAGGAGGAAUCAGCAGGCAAACGGAGUAGGGACACCAUCGUUCAUCUCUCCAUCCUCCAAAGGUCCUGCAAACGUUCCAGAGGAGCACAAAGAGUUCAUCAACAAAGUGGUAGGGAAGAUCGAGGCACUUUUCACCAGUGCGGAGAAGACUGUAGACCUGGAGCCUUGCACAGGCUUUCAAAGAAAGCUGAUAUAUCAAACACUCAAUUGGAAGUUUCCUAAAGGGAUUCACGUGGAGACAGUUGAAACAGAAAAGAAAGAGCGAUACAUACAGGUCAGCAAAGUGGACGACGAGGAGAGGAAGAAGAUUGAACAGCAGAAACUGGAGAAGGAACAGGAGGAGCUGAACGACGCUGUGGGCUUCUCUCGGGUCAUCCACGCCAUCUCUAAAUCUAGUAAACUGGUGGUUGGUCACAACAUGCUGUUGGACGUGAUGCACACAAUCCAUCAGUUCUGCUGCCCCCUGCCGGAGGAUCUACAAGACUUUAAGGAGGUCACCAUGUGCAUCUUUCCAAGGCUUUUGGAUACAAAGUUAAUGGCGUCCACGCAGCCAUUCAAGGAGCUGAUCACAAACACGUCUCUGGCCGAGCUGGAGAAACAGUUGAAGGAGUGUCCAUUCAAGCCGCCAGAAGUCGAGGCAGCCGAAGGGUUUCCCAGUUACACCACAGCUCAGGAGCAGCUGCACGAGGCUGGCUACGACGCCUACAUCACCGGCCUCUGCUUCAUCUCCAUGGCCAACUACCUGGGUUCCUUCUUGACGCCACCCAAAUCCUACAUCUCUGCCCGAUCCAAACUGAUCGAGCCCUUUUUCAACAAGCUGUUUCUGAUGAGGAUCAUCGAUAUCCCGUACCUGAACAUCUCUGGACCAGACUUGCAACCCAAGAGAGACCACGUGCUGUACGUCACCUUCCCCAAGGAGUGGAAGACCAGCGACCUCUACCAGCUUUUCAGUGCCUUUGGAAACAUCCAGGUGUCGUGGAUGGAUGACACGUCUGCGUUUGUGUCCCUCAGUCAAACCGAUCAAGUCCAGAUAGCUGUCAACACCAGUCGCUACGCAGAGAGUUACAAGAUCCAGACGUACGCCGAGUACAUCCAGGGGAAGCGUCAGGAGAAGGAGAAGCUCGGCCAGACGGCGAAGACGUGGGGCGAGGACGGCUGGGUGAAGCCUCACUAUAACGCGCUGCGCUCCGGAUUCUCCUUUAAAAGUGGUCUGAGGAAACGCAGCAUCAGUCCGGUCCAGCCUGAGCAGGAGGGCUCUGAUGCUCCGGCUGCCGACGGCUGGAGUAACUUCUCCUAUCAAGACGGCACAGGGAGCAAGAAGAUGAGAACUGACGACGUGGUGGAGAGCAAAACCUCGGAGGGAUGGCUCAAGACCUCAGACUCGUCCGAGUCGGUGAAGUUGAACUCCGUCCCGUGUGAGCAGGGGAGUCCCAGCAGCGAGCAGAUGUCCGACGACACAGAGGGAACCGGCGCCUGGCAGCAGGCGGGCCGCAAAGCUCAGAAGAAGAAAAAGAAGACUGAAGAAGCCAAAUCCUCCUCUCUGUUCGAGGUGCCGGAGGUCUGGUAGCGAACGCUGCGGAGCCUUUCAGUCCAGUAGCACUCGGCCGCCUCCAUCCCGGGGGGAGGGGGGGAGCGAGCCCAGCGAUCACGCACUCACAACUCUCAGCCAAACUGGAGCAGCCGCCCCGCCGGAGGCCGCGGCCCGCUCAGUCUCAGAGGUUCUCACGCCGGACUCCACGUCCCGGCCCCUGACUUUUAAAUCACCUUUUUUACGAGUUUCCCAGCGUUCCACCGCACAACCUCCGCUUCAGCCACCGACAUCGCUGUGUUUAAAGUUCCUCUCCGUUUUAAAAAAAAAAGUAAAUGAUGUCGUCUCCCACUUUUAUCAAACCUGAACGAGCUGAUCAAUAAUGUGAUAUUUAUUAUUGUUGGCGUUUUCAUGAGGUGCUUUUGCUUUUGUACAGACUUCUGUUUCUUACUGUGUUUUGUAACUGUAACCCUGGAAUGUUCAAGAAUGUUCUCAUGCAAAUGUAAAGACCUGAUGAUGUGUUGAAUUUUGUAUACCUUUGAAAAUUCCCUAAUUUCCCUAAAGUGGGGGGAAAAAAAAUUA